This is a messenger RNA of Culex pipiens pallens (northern house mosquito), 2397 nucleotides long. RefSeq lists its product as uncharacterized. Lineage: Eukaryota; Metazoa; Arthropoda; Insecta; Diptera; Culicidae. The record is from RefSeq and is a predicted model, not a curated record. Gene Ontology annotation, molecular function: protein binding. The transcript is spliced from 2 exons. Bases 840 to 2342 code for a protein of 500 amino acids.
GGCAAAUUUGCAAAAUGCAAAGUUUCUCUCAAAACUUGUUUGUCGGCGACUAGAGCUGCCCUCGACUUUGUCAAACAUGCUCGAAUGUUUGCAGUGGAUGUCGGUGAAGCAACGAAUCGAGUACAACACCCUCGUUUGAAAGAAUGGAUGGCGCCACAAUACUUGACGGAACUGCUAUCCAUGAGCAUGACACUAGAAGAGUUGACGGUCUCAGAUUGCAGAACUGGAAAAAGGCAUGCACGCAGAACUCGCUGUUUUACAAAGGAUUUAAGCUCUACAACCAGCUUCCAGAGGCUGCUGAGAUGACGAGCAACAUAAACGAGUUUAAACGGAGCUGCAAGGAGUUUGUACGGCAACGGCCGUUGGAGUAGAAGUGAUCCAGGAUGGUACUGUGACGAAGAGCACGUUAUGACGAAUCUGAUCAAAGGUAACACGUAUCUGGACGCUGUUUAACCCUAUGUGCUCAUAUGCGUUUGGAAAAGCAAAUGGUUUCAAUACCCUAAAUCUAUUGAUUGAGAAAAAUACUCAGCACAUAUUCGUAAGAGCGCCUUGACAUGAGAUACGAGAGAUAUUGAUGAGUAUACACGGAACAAGAGUAAAGAUUGCAGGACACUCUCAAAACACGAACCAAGAAUUAUCGAAAGAUAACUGCUCGUAAACCUUCCAUGCUACAAAAAAUUAAGUAAACAUCUUCAUCGAGAUGACAUCAUAACUGCGUGGUUGCAGACCAUUUUCUCAAGAACUUCAAUUGAAGUGCUAAUUUAUUCGCCAAACAACUCGCACCGCUCGUUUGAACACCACUCGCAUUCUCUCCAAACUCUUCUCGAGAUCACCACGCCAUGGCCAACGUCGUCACCGGUCCUCAGCAGUUCGACCUACCGCCGGAACUCUGGCCGCGAAUCUUCGCCCACUUGCAGCCCCAGCAGCUCUUGUCGCUCCGACUGGUUUGCCGCCGCUGGAAGGCGAUUGCAGAUCGCGAGCGGCCCCUCUGGAACCGCAUUUGCAUCCACGUUCCAGACGGAGUGACGCUGGACGCCCGAUUUCGAAUGAAGAGCUGCGCUCCAUCAGUGACCUGCCUCAAGCUGAACCGGGCAAACAUCGUCACCGUUGACUCGUGGUGGCGUUCUCUCGGCGAACGGUUGACCUGCAUCGAGAUGAGGGAUUGCCGGGUGGCGCUCGGGACGUUGCUGGGGAUGUUGAGGUGCACGCCGAAUUUGAGGCGGCUGUCCUUGCGGUACACUGCGUUCACUUGUAGGGAGGAACCGGUCGUGAACUUCAAGUUGGAUAGGAUGGAGGAACUUGACCUGUACUUUGAAGAACUGUUCGAGGUUUACGUGCGGAUCUUUCCUCGGUUGCGUAGGUUUUCCUACGAUCAUAUGGAAACGGACUGGGACGGGAUACGGGACCGGUUGAUACAAUCGACACAGGGAACGCUGCAACAUCUGGAGUUCUACCCCACGGCAAAGCUGCUUCAAGCCAUGACCAGCAUGGAUCGUCUCCGGCUAAGCAGUGUAACGCUGUUUACUCACAUGCAAGAUCAUGAUCAGCAUGACGCUGCGCGGCUGUGCCGCGUUCAACAAUCGCUGGAGCGGCUUGUAAUUCCCGGUGUUGUUGCCCAAGAUUCGAUACUUUGCGAAAUUGGCCGCAAUCUGCGCGGACUCAAAGUCCUCGACACGUACAUCGAAGAAAUGGAAGCUUGUCGGCCGACCUUCCUGGCAACGAUGCCCAACCUGGAGCUUCUAACCCUCAGAGGAUACGGCAAGCAACCGAUCGACUUCACCGGAUUCUCGAACCCCAAUUUGAGGCAAGCUCGCUUCUGGUACUUGUCCUUCGAACAAGCCAGUCUGUCCUCAUUCCUGAACGGUUCCCCAAACCUCCAACUCCUAUCGCUGAGCGAUUGCGAUCUGACCGAGACCCGCUUCAUCCAACCACGCACCGCCAACCUGCUCCAAACUCUCGAGCUGCUCGACGGCGACCACAUUCCCAACAAAUCCCUGCUCCAACUGACCACCCGCUCGCCCCACCUCAAGACCCUGACGCUGAACCGGCUCCCGAACCUGGACGACGCCACGUUCCGGGCCUUGUACCGCGCGUUGCCCCGGCUGACCCAGCUAACGCUGGAGGCCUGCGACGGCGUAACGGUGUUCGGCGGCUUGCGGCACCUUCUGAUCCGAUGGCCGAGCGCGUUGGAGCGGGUGGAGGUUCGGAGUGGUGAAGACGAGGCCGUCCGGAAGUUGGUGCGGGAGGUUCGAGAGGGGUUGGAAGGAUUUGGGGUGCGGUACGAGGGAAGGCGAUUGGGUGAGGGUAAGGAAUCUGAUGUAAGACAUCAGUUUAGUCGCUAAUUUGAUCAAAAUCUUAAAUAAAACAAGGAAAUUUUACAUAAAAUUGUGGUUUUAA